AAACGAAAUUUCUUUCUUUCUUUCUUUUCUGAUAUGAUUCUGGCAGCAACGUUUAAACAUAACCAGCAUUUCAUACAAUUCACAAGCAUUCUUUGGAAUUCGAAUUCUUUCUUUAACAGUCAACUAUUUCAAAAAUGACUUGGAGAUACUUUGUACAGUUUAUUCAUAAAAUGCUUGCCUUUAAAGUCAUGAUAUUUGCUGCUUGCUGCCUACCCAAUGAGUCUUUGAAUACACUGCUUCGCUAUUUUGUGUCCGAGCUGGUGACAGAUCUUCUGCAUUGGCGCUGGGUUGUUCUGAUUGGACACCAUGAAAAAGAUAUUGAUCCAACCCUUGUAGAAUUUCUAUUCCAACAAAACGUAUCUGUGAUAUGCUUAACUUCAGAAUCGAAGCAUACAUUGCACGACGUUAUUCGAGAACAUGGGAGCAUUCCUGUCAUCCUUUUGACACCUCAUCAAGUACUUAUAAGGAAUUUCAUAAACACCUGCCGGAUAAAAUGGGUUGUUUUGCUCCCGCCUCAUGAUUCCACCCCUCUAUCUCCUCCUCAGAUAUUUCCUUCCAUCAAGAGUUUGCAUAUCUUAUUUGUAUCUUUAAAUAGUAAAGGAAGUUUGGAUCUGCAGGUACCCAAUACUGAAAGCAAUGCGCUAGAAACAGUUAACAAAUGGAAUCCUUACGAUGGUUUUGCAAAUAAUAUUUCGUUUCAGUCUUGCUCCAUUCGACCCAUGAAGCACAUCCGUGUUGCCAUGGAAAAACAUUUUCCUUUUUUCCGGAUUGGGAAAAACUCAUCGGUGCCAAAAGGAUCAGAUAUCAAACUUUUGAACAUUUUAGCCAAAACACUUAAUUUCUCGUAUGAAAUCUUAAGAUCUCCUGAUGGCAGUUGGGGAGAUAUUAAUGGCACAGAAUGGACUGGAAUGAUUAGAAUGCUUGUGAUGAACGAGGCAGAUGUCGCGAUGUCUGGCAUGACUGUCACGUAUAACAGAUACACGGCUGUACGUUUUAGUACACCAUAUGCAUACGAUCGAAUAACUUUUGUUGCUAAAAGACCGUCUCGUAAAGCAAAAACAUGGGCAAUAUUUUGGCCGUAUACUCUGCAGGUUUGGUUAUUAAUUGGAAUAUGUAUUCUGAUUAUAUCGAUUCUAAUGACUUUCCUACGGAACGCAUUGAAACCACCAAAAAGGCGAAGGGUUCAAUUUCGAGACACAGCGUUGUAUAUUUUCCAAGCAGUUCUAAGUCAAGGCUAUUAUAAUGCCUCUGAGACACGAUGCAGAAUAUUGAUGUCUUUCUGGUGGGGAUUCUGCAUCACUGUUGUCGCCGGAUACAAUGGCAGCCUGAUGUCAUUUAUGGCGCAUCCUGGAUACAAUCCUUCUUUAGACACGGUGAAGCAAUUAGUGCAUGCCAUUCGAAAUAGAAAUUUUGCUGUUGGUACAAUAAAAAAUUCAGCAGAUUAUACAAUCUUUAAAGACUCGACACAAAAAGAUCUUCGCAUUAUCUUUAAAUCUAUGAAUUCCGACCCACAGAACUUGGUACAUCACGAUGUUGAUGGACUAUGGGAGUGUCUAAAGAGAGAUUACGCAUAUAUUGGAGGUGAAUUAACAGUAAGAGCUGAUAUCUGGGAUCCUAGCCUCUUCUUGUUCGCAAAGGACUCUUUUCUUCAAUAUGGAUAUGCAAUUGCAUUCGCUCCCAAUUUUGAACACAUAAGCCUUUUCGACUACAAAAUUCGUCAGCUACAAGAAGGUGGAAUAAUUAAAAAGUGGAUGGAAGAUAUCAUCGAACAACAACAGUUCCGCGGAAUUUUGAAGGUCAGUUCGAGAAUUGAGGAGGAAGAUGAAGAGAGGAGAAUGCAUGUACUUGAUGUUGAUGAUGUCCAAGGCGCUUUUGCUAUUUUAAGUAUUGGUUUGAUCAUAGCAAGUAUGGUUUGCAUCACAGAAUAUCAAAUACACACAUAUACUUACAGGAGAAAAAGAAAGAACUUGAAAAGAUACUGAAGAACACCUUUAAUUUGAAGAUUUGCAUUUACGGUGCUUUAAAAAUGUAAAUUAUGCUAAAAAUUCUCUUCUCAAAUAAACACUGCUAUUUCA
Messenger RNA from Argiope bruennichi, 2075 nucleotides. RefSeq names its product glutamate receptor ionotropic, delta-1-like. NCBI's taxonomy places the organism in Eukaryota, Metazoa, Arthropoda, Arachnida, Araneae, Araneidae. Bases 135 to 1982 code for a protein of 615 amino acids. Gene Ontology annotation, molecular function: glutamate-gated receptor activity. Gene Ontology annotation, cellular component: membrane. The record is from RefSeq and is a predicted model, not a curated record. The transcript is spliced from 12 exons.